AUGUGGAAAAAAGGACCUCCAUCUACAAUAAAACCUGCAUGGGCUGCAAAUAAUAAAAAAUUAAAAGAUAAAGUUACGAUGUCCACUACUAAAAAAAUAAAUGAAAAAGAUAAAGAAAACGAUGCAGCCCAAACUGAACUGAAUAAAAAUCUGAAUAAUACGCAAAAUGUAACAGAAAAUAGAAAUAUGACCAAUGAAGAUCUAUCAAUUGAAACUGGAAAUUCUAACAUAGCCAACUUUAACAACUCUACUGGUGGAUCACAAAGUAGUAUUAUACAAAAUAAUCCUAAUGCGCAACAAUCAGGAGUAAACGCAAGCAAUUCGAACAAUACAAAAACUAACAUUACACAAUUAACUCCCAAUGCGCAACAAUCAGGAGUAAACGCAAGCAAUUCGAACAACACAAAUGUUAAUAAUACACAAGCAAACUCUAAUACGCAACAUUCAGGAGUAAACGCAAGCAAUUCGAACAAUACAAAAACUAACAUUACACAAUUAACUCCCAAUGCGCAACAAUCAGGUGUAAACGCAAGCAAUUCUAACAACACAAAUGUUAAUAAUACACAAGCAAACCCUAAUACGCAACAUUCAGGAGUAAACUCAAGCAAGUCUAACAACACAAAAACUAACAUUACACAAUUAACUCCCAAUGCGCAACAAUCACGAGUAAAUGCAAGUUUGUUUAACAGCACAAAUACUAACAUUACACAACUUACUCCCAAUGCUCAACAAUCAGGAGUAAACGCAAGCAAUUCUAACAGCACAAAAGCUAAUAAUACACAACCUACUUCUAAUGCGCAACCAUCAGGAGUAAACAAUGGGACUGGUGGAUCAAACGCUAGCAAUACAGGAUAA
Melitaea cinxia (Glanville fritillary) is the source of this 855-nucleotide messenger RNA. RefSeq lists its product as uncharacterized. NCBI's taxonomy places the organism in Eukaryota, Metazoa, Arthropoda, Insecta, Lepidoptera, Nymphalidae. The record is from RefSeq and is a predicted model, not a curated record. Bases 1 to 855 code for a protein of 284 amino acids. The transcript has a single exon.